Messenger RNA from Protopolystoma xenopodis, 441 nucleotides. The record is from the annotation of a GenBank genome assembly. Lineage: Eukaryota; Metazoa; Platyhelminthes; Monogenea; Polystomatidea; Polystomatidae.
AAGGAAUUGAGCAGUCGGCGUGGUACGCUUAUUCCGGACCGCGAAGUCGGUGAUGAGAACCUGCCACCAGCGCGCAGCAAUUAUCCUGAACUUUCGGAAUCUGAAAUGCUUUUCCUUGUUGGCUUUUUGGGGAUCGAAUCGGUACCGCAGCGCGUUUACAAUCCGCCAGAGGACGGCCGGCUGUUGGCUUGGAGAGAAAAGGUUCAGAGCGAGUUGGCGUCGCUCGAUUCUCCAGAUAUGCAGGCUAGGGCAUUGGGCAGAUUUGUCAGUGAAUGCCUUGGUGGGCCUGUCAGAAAGGAUCAAGUUUUUGCUUUUGCCUACAACCUUAAUAUUGCCGAACUCCGUUGCCAUCUGCAGUCUAAUUGCGUUCCUUUAGGCAUGUUGAAGGCAGGAGUUCAUCUACAUCGGGCACUUAUGUUCAAGAGCUUAGAACACAAAUAG